AUUAAAUUCAAAAUUGAAAAAUAUCAUAAUAUCCAUAUGAUUAUUCAAAUAAUAAUCCCUCCGGCCUAAACUAGUCAAACCUGUGACAUAGACCUUUCCUGUUCAUCACCACAUAAGAUCCCCACCCUCCUAACUGAAUCACCAUCGUUUCUUUCACCGGAAUCACUACCAAUCUCCGCCGUCCAUCUCCAUCUAGAGAGAGAAAACCUUCAAUAACAACAUCUAGAGAGAGACACACACAACAGUUACACUAAUUAGGAAGAUCAACGCUACAGAUUAGUGAAAAAACUGGUUGAUCUGAGAUCACAUCGGAAAUUAGGUCAUUUGUAGUUCGUACGGAACUAAUGGUGGCGAGAACGAGUUUAAUUAGCCGCCGGACGGUUCAGAAGUUCCGGCAGACGGCGAUCUCCGCCGCUGGAUCACUCAAAAUCAAACUGUUACUGUUAAUCAGCUUCGUCUUCAUGUUAACCUUGCUCGCGAGCUGUACGCCGUCGUUUUUCGGAUGGAGUCAACAGAGUGUUCCUCCUGUUGAUCGGAAUUCAAGGAAAGGGUAUACAUUGUUGAUAAAUACAUGGAAAAGAUACGAUCUUCUUAAGCAAUCCAUUUCUCAUUAUACAUCAUGUCCUGGACUGGACUCAAUUCACAUAGUAUGGAGCGAACCUGACCCACCUUCAGAUCCUCUCGUCAAAUUUCUGAAUCAUGUCGUAAAGUCAAAUCCAAAAGAUGGCCGACACAUCGAGUUGACUUUCGACAUAAACAAGGAAGAUAGUCUUAACAACAGAUUUAAAGAACUCAAGAAUCCAAUUACAGAUGCUGUUUUUUCCAUCGAUGAUGAUAUUAUAUUUCCCUGCUCGUCAGUAGAAUUUGCUUUUAGCGUUUGGCAAAGUGCACCCGAUACUAUGGUGGGAUUCGUUCCUCGAAUUCAUCUGAUCAAUCAAUCGAAAGAGAACAGAUAUCCUUACAUUUACGGUGGAUGGUGGGCCGUAUGGUGGACCGGUACAUAUAGUAUGAUACUAUCGAAGGCAUCGUUUUUCCACACGAAAUACCUGCGGAUGUACACUAACGAAAUGCCUACAUCCCUCUUGGAAUAUGUCAGGAGGAACAGGAAUUGCGAGGAUAUUGCGAUGUCAUUCUUGGUGGCUAAUGCAACAGGGGCCCCACCUAUAUGGGCAAAAGGCAAGAUAUAUGAGAUCGGAUCGACAGGAAUCAGUAGUCUUGGAGGACAUAGCGACAAGAGGACCGAGUGCGUGAAUAGGUUCGUAUCCGAGUUCGGCAGGAUGACACUGGUUCCAACCACCGUGAAGGCCGUUGAUAGCCGUAGUACCUGGUUCUGGUGAUUCCAUAUGCUUCUCAUUUCCACUUGUAUUCUUCUAGAGCUCUUUUAGUUACCACUAGCUAUCGAUUUUAAUGAUGUUGGCAUCCAUCAGACCGAACCAAACCACGUUAACUAGUCUUUACAUUGAACACGAAAGUACGAAACGUUUAGCCUGUUUGUUGUAUCAAUACUCUAUUUCUAUGGUCAAACCUCAGUAGUCAGUAGAUUUCAUGUGUGUAUUUUACAUGGGUUACUUAUAAAUUUGAUGGGUUUGUUGUAACUUGUUACUUAACAUGAAUGUAGAAACAAACAAUUUGCAUUUAA
Molecule: messenger RNA, 1639 nt
Organism: Helianthus annuus (common sunflower)
Lineage: Eukaryota; Viridiplantae; Streptophyta; Magnoliopsida; Asterales; Asteraceae
Product: glycosyltransferase family 64 protein C4
Exons: 5
Coding region: 345-1337 (330 amino acids)
Cellular component (GO): membrane
Molecular function (GO): glycosyltransferase activity
Source: RefSeq, a predicted model, not a curated record